Phycomyces blakesleeanus NRRL 1555(-) is the source of this 249-nucleotide messenger RNA. RefSeq lists its product as hypothetical. The record is from RefSeq and is a predicted model, not a curated record. NCBI's taxonomy places the organism in Eukaryota, Fungi, Mucoromycota, Mucoromycetes, Mucorales, Phycomycetaceae. The transcript is spliced from 3 exons. The coding region runs from base 1 to 249 and encodes 82 amino acids.
AUGUCAAGGGCCGAGAAUCGUGAAGAACUUGAGCGCAUGAGAAUUGCCAUGGAGGGUGAAAACUCCUGGGAUCGCAUGAAGAGAAAGGCCAGAGAGGAACCUCUAGUUCCAGCAGGUGUCGCAGUGACUUGUUUUGCUCUUGUUGCAGCAACUGUGGGUGUAAAGACAGGCAACAAAGCUUAUGCUAACAACAUGUUUCGACUUCGAGAAAUAAAGGAUAAAAAGAAAGAUACUACCAAGACAAGAUAG